This is a messenger RNA of Triticum dicoccoides, 1280 nucleotides long. RefSeq names its product protein DEHYDRATION-INDUCED 19-like. Lineage: Eukaryota; Viridiplantae; Streptophyta; Magnoliopsida; Poales; Poaceae. Bases 220 to 897 code for a protein of 225 amino acids. The record is from RefSeq and is a predicted model, not a curated record. The transcript is spliced from 5 exons.
CUCCUCCUUCCCUCCCCCGUCUGUCCCCUACACAUCUCAUUCCCCCACCUCCCCUCCCGUCCCGAUAAGGCGGACAGCGACCGAGAGAAGCUCCCGGCUCCCCUCCUCUCCCCUCUCAUCGCCUGGGAGAAUCCGACAAGCUCCAUCCAUCCAGAGGAGAGGGCAGGAGGCGGAGGAGGGACGAGCGGCCGUGCCUACCUAUCUAUCUACGCCGCCGGAAUGGACUCGGAGCACUGGAUCUCGCGCCUGGCCGCCGCCAAGCGGUUCUACGCCGCGCAGCUCGGCCACGCCGAUCGGGCGGGGAUGGACGAGCUGGACAUGGACGGCGACGAGAACGCGGGCAGGCCCGACUUCGCCUGCCCCUACUGCUACGAGGACCACGACGUCGCCUCCCUCGUCGCCCACCUCGAGGAGGACCACCCCUUCGAGCCCCACGCCGCGCCUUGCCCUGUCUGCUCCGAAAAGGUUUCUAAAGAUAUGCUUAACCAUAUCACCAUGCAACAUGGGUACUUGUUCAAGAAUCGCCGCAGGUUGCGCAGAUUUGCUGUUCCAGGCAGCCAGUCGCUCUCUCUGCUGAGCCGGGAUCUACGUGAAGCCCAUUUGCAGGUGCUUCUGGGAGGUGGUGGACAUAGGUCGAGCAACAAUAAUGCCACAAAUAUUUCAGCUGAUCCUCUUCUGUCAUCAUUUGGCCUUAGCUUCCCAACAUUAGAUGCUGAGGAAACAUCAAAAUUGUCUACUCCUGCUCAGAGUGAUGUACCAGUGCUAAAAGAGGCAGCUGCUCGACCAUGGCGGUCAAGUAUUGACUCGUCGCUCACAAGGGAAGAAAGGGAGCAAGCCAGAGUGAGAGCGGCAUUUGUGCAAGACCUGCUGCUCUCCACCCUAUUCAGAGACCAAUAACUCAGAGGCGAGCCGAUGUUACCGCUACCCGGGUGCCCCCUGGACCCUGAUGCAGACUCCGAAAGGUCGGUGCCCCCAGACCAAGUUGCCGAAUGUGACAUCCAUGGAAGAUAGAUAGGGUUUGGCUCCCCAGCAAGGAAGGAGGUGCAUUAGAGUCGAUGUGGGCAUGAGGUGUCUGUCCUAAGUUAUUUGUAGCCGGUCUUUGUGUUGAGUUCCAUCAUCUCAGUUAUCGCGAUCUCGCAGGUGAUAGAUGUCUGCGCAGGUCGCGGUUGUGUCUGUACCGUACCGCUGCUUCUUUGUUUACAAGCAUUGGUUUGUUGUACCAGUUACAUAAUAAUAAUGAAUGUUGCUAUGCAACAGCAGAAGGCUAUGCAGUUUAUUUC